AUGCGAUCCGAAGGAGCGGAGGUGUUCACGCAUAACGGUUUACGCCUCGUGUUCAGGUAAUAGUGUUGCAUAUAGGUGUUGGAUUUGUACUUUUUCACAAUGCCUGCCAAAAGAGAUAAGCGAACGGCAGCUAAAAUUACUACUAAAGCAGAAGAAAAUCAGAGAAAUACAGACGAGCAGGGAACAGAGAAACCCCCAGCAAAAAAUAAAGGCAGGGUUCCAAAAGCUAAAGCUGUUGGAGAGCAAGCCGAACAAACUGAAGCUCCGGAGAAGAAGCCGGGACGGGGCAGAAAGAACGUGACAGCUACUAGAACUUCUGAUGAAAAUGGAAGUGAGGCUGCAAAAAAUGUGCCUAAGCGAGGACAGGCAUUGAAGAAAACGGAAACUGAAAAGUCUAAAGAUACAGGUAAUGAUGUAACAGAGUUACAGCGGAAAGGGGCUAGUCGAGCGACCAAAAAAGAUACCAAAGUUGGUGAGGUAGUGGCGCAGGCAAGAGGAAGAAAAGCCACUAACAAAGGUGCAGGCAAUGAAGAUGGAGAGCCCGCUGUUAAGAAGUUGCGAAAUCCAGCCAAAACUAAAGACAGCAAUGAAGCUAAACCGAAGCGUAAGGUGCGGCAGCAGAAGAAGGAGCCUAAGGGCAAAGAAGUGAAUGAGGAGGGUAAUGAACUCUUAGAUAAUGGUGACAGUGCCCAAGGUGCAGACAGGAGUGAAGAACUCAGAGUUUCUGUUGAGCAUUGUAAAUCUUGACAAGUGUUCCGCCGCCGGGCUGUGGAGCUGAGUAAUGCAUUAAGAACUCUGUGGCCUAAUAUUGAAAUUACAUUAAAUUCUAAAGUACCUAGAAGGGGAGCCUUUGAAUUUGUUCUCACCAAAAGUGAUGGUUCAGAUGUCUUAAUUUGGAGUGGAAUUGAGAAGGGACCUCCACGCAAAGAAAAAUUUCCUGAACCUGAGAAGCUGAUAAGAGCUUUAAAAGCUGCAUUAUAGAUUUUUGUAUGAUAUAUCCUGUUGUUUCCAAGUUAUGACAAGCUGAAUGUAAAGAAUCUUAUAUUCUCAGUUAGCUUUGAUGUUAAUGGAACCAAUCAGUAUAAGGUCGCAUAAAAAUCCUACCAUGUUUAAUUUUUUACCGUUCCUGCAAAUUUUAAAUGAUUUGAGAAAUAUAUGUGUGCCAGUCCAUUUGAGAGACUUGGUUUACUUGAUUUCUGAGAGAUGUCAUGUUUAUCAUUAUCACCUGUUGUCAAUUGCAAGGGACCAACACCAAGUAAUUUUUCUUGCUGAUAUUGUUUUCAGUUAUCUUUACCACUAGUCAUAUGACUAAACCUCACAUAAUACUUUCUUGUGUUGUGUUGUAAGUAUCCAUUUCAAAAGGCUAUGUGUUAUUAAUGGCUUUUAAUUGUAAUGAAGAAUUCAGGUCUUCUUUCCCACUGAAUUUAAGUCUAUUCAUCUUAAAGUUCUUGUGUUACAUUUACUGUGAAGUACUUUACUCAAGUUUAGUAUGACUUGAAGCAAGUGAGUGUUCAGUCAAAGCUUAGUUUCUUAAAGCAUUUCAGUAGUAUUAUGAUGUCAUUUGUUUCAAGGGUUUGGAAAGAGAAAACAGUUUCUUUGCAUUAAGAUUUAGGAUGGCAUAAGUUAAGUAGAUGGAUUGUAAGAAUGUAUGGGAUUACUUUUCCAACUCUUGUUAUAUUUCAAUAUGUAUCCAGUUUUACAGGUUGCAAUCUCACUUGUGUAUGUGUCCGGGAUUUUAGUUAAUAAAACCUGUUUACAGAAGUUGCAGAUUGUAUUUGUUAUACCUAUAUGCAAAUUAGUGUAGUGAACUUCCUUGUCAUGAACUAAAUAACCUAGUAUUUAUGCCUGUCCCCUCUGGGGUUAUGGAAGUAACUUAAGUUGAAGCAAACAUUUUGCAGUGUUAUAUUACAGAUUUGUCUAGUGAAUAAUAAAUUUAUAAAGUUUAUCAAAAACCCCUUUGCCAUAUUUUUCAGCGGUUCUUAAUAGGCUUUUCACGGAAAAUGUAGAAGAGGGUAAAAGCUUAUACAUAUAGAAAAGAGCUACUUUUAUGCUGAGCUGUGGGUUUGAAAGCAGAAUUAACGAAAAUAUUCACAUAAAGAUGGCACUAGCUGGGCUUAUGUUGUUUUAGUUGUAGGCUCUCGACAAUAGAUGGCAAUGCCAUCCAUAGUGUCCAAAGUAUUAAGUAGUCAAAGAUAUUUCGUUUUAAGUAUGAAUUGUUACGAUGCUAAUACCUGUUGGAAAUGCCUAAUAAUAUUGUGUGGAUUAUUUUCGUAAUUAAAUAUAAAGCAAUCUUUCUAACCACGGACCACAAAACAAUGAUCAUUUUGUAUUGUAAAGUUAUAUCUUGUUCCUAGGUGCUUUGCAUUUCUGUUCGUAGGUUUGUGAGCGGACAUUUUCUAUUUUUGCAUUGGUGGAUAUUAAGUGUAUGGAAAUAUUUGAGAUUAGUCGUGUAAGAUGUUUCCCUUUUAACUUUUGUAAUACCUUGUUGACGAUAACGUAAAGUGCGUGUAUAUUUAAGGUGUAAGCAGCGUGGAUGUUGUGUGUUUGUGUAUGAUGUACUGACUAAAAAUAAAGUAAUCUGUGAUAAAAACGGUAGCCCAGUUUGUUGAUUAAAAGACUCAAAUACAAAUCGAACAUUUUCAGAAUGUCUGUUUCAUCUAGUGGGGGAAAAAGUCAUGACAAACAUGAUUCAGUUUCGGAAGGUGAUGAGGAGGUGGCAGUGUCAAUUUCGGAGGGUGAUGAAACCCUUGACCAUCGGAUGGAGGAGGCCCAGAAAGGAACUCCUGUUCUGCCUCAUUUCCAAUAUACAAGGGAGGAACUUAUGGAAUUCCAGUCCCAUCCACUGUCUAAGAGGAGACCAGAAUGCUUAGAUCCUGCUUUCAAUAAUUCUCGUGGAGUUUGGGAUCCAGAACGCUGGCAUCUGGACAGGAAGAGAUCAGAGACUCCUCCAGACGAUGAACGUGGUGUUCGUGGAGACCUCCCAAUGGACCAUAAGCGGCGACCUGGUGAUCCCCGAGAACGGAUUCGUAAGGAACAGGAUGGUAUAGUUUUAAGUCCUCAGCGCCGAAGUUUCAAUUCUGGAUGCUAUGUGAAUGUUAAUCAGAAUAGUAGACGAGCUGAGAGCCCUCUAGGGAAGACGGACAGAGACAGAGAUGUAGGCCAUCGAGACAUGGCCCCAACCCGACGUAUAGGCAGUGGUCGUAUUUUGGCCCAUACUGCAUGGGACUUCCGGUUUGAUCGAGAGAAAGACUCAGAUCAGCAGAUGGAUUAUGCUUUUCAGCGUAGUGGAAGCAGUGGCACCACCAGAGAUCGAGAACGCGAUAGAGAUCGUGAUGAAAGGUAUGAACGUCGGUCAUUUGGUCGUGAGUUUGACCGUGACCGAGAUAAGGAUCGUCAUCGAGAUCGUGCUGAAAGAAAUCGUUAUGCUGAUCGUCGACGAGCAUACAGUGAUAGUCGAGAGGAGGAGCCAGAAUGGUUUUCAGGUGGUCCAACAUCACAGCAUGAUACAAUUGAACUCCGAGGUUUUGAGGAUAUUCCUGAAGAGCAAAUGGCACGUGGUGUGUCCAAGAAACAGUCCCCUUCCCAGUCCAAAGCAGGGAAAUCAAAUUUACGUACAGCAGCUUUGAACCGUAAGUCUUCAGAUUCAUUGCUGCAACAGCAGACCAACUCAGCAGGUCCGACAGGUCGCAGUACUCCGACACCUAUUGGAGCUAUCACUGAUCCACCUGCUGCCCCCCAUUCUCCCAUAUCAACAUCAAAAGCAAAUGAUAUUACAUUAACAGUCAGGGCAUCUGAAGAAGAUUCUUCUGCUGGCAAGCCUACCAUGAAUUGGGAACCAGAGAAUACAGAGCAAAAUGGAUCCCACACGUUGCAGAACUCUGAAUUCAAUCUGGACCUGGAUGACAUUCUUAAAAUUGAUUCCCUGCCAUUGUUAACGAAUGGUACAGCAAUGGAGGGCUCAGCUGGUUCCAGAUUUUGUCAGUUUUUUCGACGAGACAGUCCCGUGAAUCAGCCUGAAAGUCGCCGUUCCUCACUUCAAGAUGAACUGCUUAAUAAUAUUAUUAAUGAUAUUACAGAGCCAAACAUUGUGAUUCCACCCAUGAGUGAGUCAGACACAUACUUCGCCCCAAUCUCUCCAGCAGCGAAUACAGCAACAUCUACAGUAUCAGUGUCUGCAGUUGGUAGUAGUGUAAGCAGCAAUGUCAUGAGCUCUGGAAAUGGUGGUAAUACUGGUGGGACUGGCAGUAGUGGUUCAGUAUGUGUGAAGCCUACAUUAUUGCUAGAGAUGUUACAGAGAGGUGGUCAGAAUCAAUCAACCCAGGGUGAUGCAACAUUGCCUACCAUUAUCAGAGCACCCAGUAUCAGGGACUUAGAAGCUGCUGGGAAGAUGCAAAGUGUGGAGGAACUGGAAGCUAGAAUGAGGCAACAGGGUCUGAAUGUUGUGCAGCAGAACAACAAGAACAUAAUACAGUCAUCUUCGAAUAAAAACACUGAAGAGGAUUUGGUAGCCUUCAAAAAGCUGCUUGCGCAGGUGUCUGAUGGUAAAGUCAUACCUGCUACAGCCAUGAAUGGUGAACUUCCUCAGAAACCACACCCACUUAGUUUGCUGCAGAUGCUAAAUAAAUCUCAACAAGAAACUCCAGUGACUGUAGGAAGGCCUGUGACACACCAGCAGUCACUAAACACAGCUGUAUCAUCAUCGGCAGACCAGGUUGGCCUAACUCCACUGUCAGGGUUUGGACUCAGUUCCCAUCCCAGCCCUGGCCCCACUGUUGUUACUUCACAGCCACACAUGCAAAUUCCACAAGAUCUUGUUAUGAAGCUACUUCAGUUGCAACAGCAGCAGCAACGACAACAGCAGCAAGAAGUGCUGAACAAAUUGCUUGUGUCAAGCCAGCAGCAGCAGCAACAGAGCCAAGCUUCAUCUCGCCUUGGUCAUGUGCCUGUUGCCGUAACUGUACCAACCCAGUUCCAAGUACCACCACCGCCAUCAUUGUCUCCAUUGCCCCCUGAACUUCAGCUGAUGAUAACCAGUGCUCAGCCCAGUAGGGAGUUACUGCAAAGGCCAGAAGCCCAGGCCAUCAUUCAAGGACUAAAACAUGGUGAGAUCACACCUCAGCACUUGGUGCAGCAGUUGCAAAAUUCUGCGAUGCAGCAUCGCCACAGGGAAGUUCUUGUUAGCAUCUUGAAGUUGCAAAUGCAGCCAGGUGUGUCUCCUCGAGCCACUUCUCCGCACCCUCAUGUACAGCAGCCAGAACUGCUACAUCAGAUGAUGUUGCAGCAGCAGCAACAGCAGCACCAGCAGCAGCAGUUGCGUAUUCCAUCUCCUCUAAAUAGCGGUUAUUGUCAGCAGUCCUCUGUCAUAUCUCCUAACUUGGCCAGCAAUCCCAACACUUUGUCAGUUCAGCAUACAGUUUUACCACAUCGAGUGCCCACACCUCGUGAGCUGAUUGCCCAUACACAAAACAUAAUGCAGUCAGCACUCAUAAAGAAGAAAUUGGAGGAGCAGCAAGAGAAUUUUCGCAAACGGCAAGAAAUGCAGCAGUCCCUUUCUCCAAGUAUGCCUGGAAUGUCAAGUAAUGCAACAAAUAAUAGUGGAUUGAAGAUUAAUGACUCUUCAUCUCCUGCAAAACACAUGUCAUCUCCAACUCCCCUUGCCUUCACUCCAACAUCAGUGUUGAGAAAGAUGACUGCUGAGAAAGAGGCUGAGACUUCAGGUGGACCAGUCAGUGCUUUGAGAAUUGAAUCAAAGGCAGCUGUUUCAGCUUCUAAUGAUCUGAAACCCCAGUCUGUAGCCAUCCAAGCAUCACAACGACAGUCACUUUCUAGUACACAGUUAAGGUCCCAGCAGACAACAGCUCCACCAUGGAAUAUAACAAAACAACACCCAGGACGUCCAAUAGUUAAAGGUAAUGCCAACUUCCAGUAUGCAGCUAAUGUUGAUUACCAGCAACAGCAGCAACACCGCCAUAAUUCAGUGCUGUCUAGUGGUGGUAGUUACAGUAACAGUGUACAAAGAUCAAAAAUGACACUCGCUACACCUCCUCCAAAUAUGACUCCACAGUUCAACUCACUCAUGAUGAUGCAUCGACCACCUAAUGUUAGAGCUCAGACAAUUCAAGCUCAUUUGGCAACAUUGCAUCAGGCACAACAUCACACACAACAGCAACAGCAACGUAACCUAUCAGCAUCAUCGUUACAACAGUUACUUCUAAAUCAGAAUUUUGGCAAUGCAGGACGAGGCUCAGGCAAAUCAGAUUCUCGUAUGUUGAGAUCCCAGCAGUCUCAGGCAAUGGCAAUUGGACGUCAGGGCCAAACAAUGAACCUUCCAGUUAAUCGAGACAUGUCAACUUCACCGACAAGCAACCAACUGGCACGAUGGUUCUCCCCAGAGCUGCUAGCACAAGCUCGUGCAGGUCAACUACCAGAUAUGCCACCAAUACCAUCAACACAGAACAUGUUAAGUUUGGAGGAAUUGGAGAGGCUGCAACAAGCUUCAGCUGCUGUUCAUAACUGAAUUGGAAACAAGUUAAGGGCUUGUUACUGUAAUUAGUUAUAAUAAUGGAUGAGGUUUUCACUGGACUUUUCUAUUUUGCUGACUUUGGAGAAAGUAUUGUUACUUUACACUAUGGUUAUGGUGCAAAUCUGUCAAAAGGUACAGUCAUUUUGCUUAGGUAGCCCAUGACAGAAGUAAUAAAAGUAGAUACUUUAAUUCUGCCAUUGAGAAACUAUAAAUUUCUUUAAUGAUUUUGAUUUUUUGUUUGUUUCCUUUCCAUGUUAAGUAUCUGGAUUUGUGUCAACAAAUCAUAGUGGUUCCUCCAUCAGUCAGAAAGUGGAAGACAGAUUUACACAGAAGUGCCACACAGUGUUGUAUAUGUAGACAAUACUGUUAUGGAGAAUAGUAUUAAAAUGAAGUGAAAUAAAUACUCGAAAUUUAACUGGCCAAAGAAAACUGUUCAUAGGUAAUAUUUAAUAUUACAUGUAUGUAUAUAUGCAGAGUAAGUUAGGUAAUACAACACCACAAUUUUGUAUUCUGGUACUGUAAUUCUGUGAAAUGAGGAUGGAAGGCCUAUUAUAGAAGUCUUUUUAUAAAUUAUGAGAAGGUUUCUUGAAUACUGAAAUUCAUAUUCAUGGUUUUGGAAUGUCACAUCAUAAUGUGAACGGUAUGAUUGGAAAUAAAGCUGUAUUGGGAGCAGUGAAGGCAGAAAGACCAGUUGAAAUAAAUAUGUAUAGAAAUAAUCAACAUAGAAACGUGGUGUGAAAGCUUAUUGUUAAUUUUCUUGCUUUACAGAGAUGAGUGCAUUAGUGUGUGAGAUUUGAGAAUGGGGAAAAUGUCAUCUGAGAAUAAUAAUUUCUAUGGUUAAGUGAAGAAUUACAAUGUUCAAAGUCGUGGGAUUUCUCUGUGCUUACUCUGUUUUAGCUGUAAUGUAAACAGAUUAGGAACAAAUUCCUAUUUGAUAUGUGUUUGCACAGUUUUCUUUUGUCAUGUGGUUGUAGAAAAAUGGGAAGAUGGGAGGUAUGUUUCCUUACAAAAGAAAUAGUCCCCCUUUUAAAUUUGUUUUUCUGCAGUUUAAAAGUGGAAGAAAAGUAAUUAAAUUGAAUCCUGAAAACAAUGGCAUAUGUUAAAUAUAUAUUUAUAUUUUUGUAGGCACAGAUGAAAAAAAGAUUAAGGUAUGACUUGUAGUUUAGUGGCUGUAACACAGGUAUCUAAAUUAUUUAAAGCAUGUAGAAAGGUUACCCUAAUGCAGAAGGAAUGAUAGGUUGAAUCUGGAUUUAUGAGAGUGAGUGCAAAGAAAUUUCUGACCAACUAUGAUUGAUGUAAUAAUGAAGAAUCGCUAAAUGUUCCAGUUUAAGUUAAAUUUCAGUAUUGUUCCCAUUCAGCGUGAUAGUGUUGAGAAUUUUCUGAAAACUGAGAUGUGAUGUUAACAAUUAUUUGUUCAAAGUGUGGUUAUCAGAACCUACAACUAAUAGUUAACUUUUGAAGAAGCAGUAAUAGUAGUUUUCCAUACUUAGGUCGGAAAGAAGUGUGAGGAACGAGGAAGUCAGUGUAUAUGUGGUAUGUUUGAUGACAAAAUAUAGUGAACAAAUUAAGACACCAGCAUUAAGUGGUUGGUAGAAAGAAAAUAAGUCCUUUCCUCAUUUUGGAAACAAUUUUUUUUUGUUUUGACACUUGAAAAGGAAACUUAAAAAGAGUCACUGCCAGUAGUUUGCUUCAUGAAAGUUGGUUGGAAGAAAUGGCUGUGAGUCAUGUGGACAUUGUUCUUCCUUUUGUUAAUGACAGAUUUUUUUUUGUAACAGAACAAAUGGCCAAACAUUUGUAGUGCAAAAGUUAAUAUGGUACACUUGCUUGAGAAUGAUCUGGUAAAAGAACAUGCAUUCCAGUGAAAUGAACGCAUAGGAUGUUAAUGGUGAUUUUUUUUUUAAGUUUAUAGAAUAUUUAUUAAUUUUCUUUAGCAUUUUCAUGUUUCUCACAUUUGAAAAAUGAGUGUUUUUUUUUUAAGUAUGCUCAGUGUUUGCUGAAGAAGACUCCUUCAGUGCAGCAGGAUAUGCUAUCCUCUCCGUUCUUCAGGCAAGAAUAUAAGACUGUUCCUUCAUACAAGCUUUUUGUCGGCUGCUGUGUAAAUCCUAGUGGAAGUAGGGUUAUGAACAUAUUGCUUCUUUGAGUCAUUAAAUGAAGAAUGAGUGUGGUUCUUUUUUGUUGAAUGUUGUAUAAAAAGUUUUGUGCAUCUGUAUGUGAGUGAAAAAAUGUGGAUGUCUGCNCAUGUUUUCAAUAUGGGUGAGAUGGGGGGGGGGAUAUAGAAAACCUACAAUACCAUAUUGAACAUGACAAGAAAGGAGAAAUGUGAUGUUUAAAAAGUGACUUAAUAUGGGUUUAUUAAGAAUAAAUGCAAGUAAUAUUCAUGACAGACUAAUUCAUAGCACAAAGAAAUGAAGAUCUAUGUGCACGUUACCAGAUGCUUUUGUCUUAAAUAAUUUAGAAGUAGAUUACAUGUUACACAGAACAAAUGUAGCUGCAGAAACGUCUGACCUUCUGAAAUUCAAACUGAAAUGGUGUGUCAUACAAAGGAACUAAAUAAUUUCUUCCAAUAAAUUGUGUUUUUGGAAUUGCUUAUCUCUUGCAGUAUCAGUGUAUGCAUUGAUUUUUGUAUGUUUAUUAUUUUAUGAUCUUGGCUUUGACUACUGAAAGACUCCUCAUAUUUUAUGUCACCUUGAACUAUUCUCAUUUCCAGUCAGCCUUUAUGGGCAUACAAAAUCAUUGUAAUCAGUGGAGGUUGUAUAGAAAGCUUCUGUGGCAAGAAAAUUAUAAAAUUAAAUAUAUGGAUCUGAUUUGAUUUUUAUAAUCUUGGUGAUUGUUCUGGACCCCUAGCAUUUAUAAGAGGAGAAUGUUAUUCAGAGAUAUCAUGGCGAGGUAAAUAAAUAUGAAUUCAUAUACAAGUAUAGCCAAGAUAAUUUUCUAGUUAGGUGACACACUGAAGCUCUCAUAUGUUGCAAGGUUAGGAAUUAUUUUUGUCCACCCAGAAACAUUUGUACUCUCAGCAUACAUACUGGAACUCCAAGCAGUAACUUUCUUUAUUUCUCAGCUUCUCUCUCAGUUUGGAUCAGUGUGUGAGAUGUAGUGUCAAGAUUACUGUGCGAUUCCUAAUACCUGCUACAACAAUGAAAACUAGACCUUAUUUGUUGAAGUACAUGUGUUCCCAGCAUAUAUGUACACUUGCUACCCUACAACUCAACAUGAUAGGAAAAACAUCAGAAUAAGCUAGAUAACCAUUUCAGUAGUGGCAGUUUCUUUUAUAAUGCCAAGUGUGAAGAAGUAAUCAGGACUUGCGUUUAGUGUUCCAACUUGGUAAUCUGUGUGUAUGUGGACAUUUGCAUAGUAUUUUAACUGCGUGAUAUUACUAGAAAGUCUUCAUUUUGGCAUACACAUUCUGAAUCAACUUCAUGUGGAAUGAACCAUGUUACUUGUUACAUUAACAGCUGUAAUUUGAAUGUAGGUUCAGUGUAUCUCAGUAUCAGGAGUUACAGUGAUGUGUACUAUGUAAUUAGGUGAUUAUAUGCAAUUAAAGCAGGAGCAUCUUUUUAGAAAGA
Molecule: messenger RNA, 10086 nt
Organism: Cryptotermes secundus
Lineage: Eukaryota; Metazoa; Arthropoda; Insecta; Blattodea; Kalotermitidae
Product: eukaryotic translation initiation factor 4E transporter
Exons: 26
Coding region: 2645-6517 (1290 amino acids)
Biological process (GO): negative regulation of translation
Cellular component (GO): nucleus; cytoplasm
Molecular function (GO): mRNA binding
Source: RefSeq, a predicted model, not a curated record